Molecule: messenger RNA, 1774 nt
Organism: Centropristis striata (black sea bass)
Lineage: Eukaryota; Metazoa; Chordata; Actinopteri; Perciformes; Serranidae
Gene: acvr1l
Product: activin A receptor, type 1 like
Exons: 10
Coding region: 164-1690 (508 amino acids)
Biological process (GO): dorsal/ventral pattern formation; transforming growth factor beta receptor signaling pathway; protein phosphorylation
Cellular component (GO): BMP receptor complex; plasma membrane
Molecular function (GO): SMAD binding; transforming growth factor beta receptor activity, type I; ATP binding
Source: RefSeq, a predicted model, not a curated record
GUAGCUGAGAGGAAGGCAGCAGUAGGAGGGCUGGGCUCUGCUCCUGAUUUCAGCUUUUUACAUCUAAAACAGCACCAAAAUUAAUAUUUAAACCUAAUAAAGGGAGACAGAACCCCCCCAGGAUGAGCUAGAGGCCGUGCUCCGUGUGUGCCAGCACUGAAACAUGGCUCGCUGCAGCAUCGUCCUGCUGCUGCUGCUGCAGGGCCUGCACACUUCAGCUGAGGGCUCAGAUGGGCAGCUGGUGUGUCUGUGUGACAGCCCCACCUGUCUGAAGGCGGACCAGGCCAGCCAGUGCCGUGGGACGCGCUGCUUCUCCUCCGUUAAGGUGGGCGGUAACGGCGUGAUGUUUGAGAGAGGAUGUCUGUUUGGACAGGAGAAGAGCCAGCUGCACUGCUCCACCGCCCCGUCCUUCCACCAGGCCAUCUUCUGCUGCUCCCAGGACAUGUGCAACGGGAACACCACCAGGAGCUUACUCAUCUCUCUGCUGCCCACAGCCCCAGAAGGAGAGCCGGUCCGGUACCGUGUGGAGACCCUGGCCCUCUUUGUCCUGGGCCCGGUGGUGGUCCUGGCUCUGCUGUCUGUAGCGUCGGUCCUGGCCUGCAGGAGGCUCCACCACGGCCGUCUGCAGAGGCUGCAGGAGUUCGACACGGAGCAGGGAGCUGUAGACGGACUCAUCACCUCCAACCUGGGAGACAGCACCUUAGCAGACCUGUUGGACCACUCGUGUACCUCUGGUAGUGGAUCAGGUCUUCCCUUCCUGGUUCAGAGAACUGUGGCCCGACAGAUCAGCCUGAUGGAGUGUGUCGGUAAAGGACGGUACGGAGAGGUGUGGCGGGGUCAGUGGCAGGGAGAGAACGUGGCGGUAAAGAUCUUCUCCUCCAGAGACGAGAAGUCCUGGUUCAGAGAGACAGAGAUCUAUAACACUGUGCUGCUAAGACAUGAAAACAUACUGGGCUUCAUGGCGUCAGACAUGACGUCCCGUAACUCCAGCACCCAGCUGUGGCUCAUCACCCAUUACCACGAGAACGGCUCGCUGUACGACUACCUGCAGCGUGUUGCCGUGGAGACGUCGGAGGGCUUGGCCAUGGCGGCGUCCAUAGCCUGCGGCCUGGUGCACCUGCACACAGAAAUCUUUGGCACCGAGGGGAAACCAGCCAUCGCACACCGCGACCUGAAGAGCAAAAACAUCCUGGUGACCAAGGAGCUGCGCUGCUGCAUCGCUGACCUCGGGCUGGCGGUGACCCACUCCCAGGCAGACAACCUGCUGGAUGUGGGCAACAACCCGAAGGUGGGUACCAAACGCUACAUGGCUCCUGAGGUUCUGGACGAGAGCAUCCAGACGGACUGCUUCGACGCCUAUAAGAGAGUCGAUAUCUGGGCCUUCGGCCUGGUGCUGUGGGAGAUCGCCAGACGCACAUACAGCAACGGUAUCGUUGAGGAGUACAAGCCUCCGUUCUACGACCAGGUCCCCAACGACCCGAGCUUCGAGGACAUGAGGAAGGUGGUGUGUGUGGAGCAGCAGAGGCCUUUCAUUCCUAACCGCUGGUUCUCUGAUCCUACUCUGUCUGCUCUGGUGAAGCUGAUGAAGGAGUGCUGGUACCAGAACCCGUCUGCACGACUCACAGCGCUGCGCAUCAAGAAGACUCUGGACAAGAUCCACAGCUCUCUGGAGAAGGGCAAGGAGUCGUGAGGGGGAGGAGCCUCUGGAGGAGCUGCCUGGAGUCACUGGAGCCUAGAGGUUGAGGAACCAGACCAGGACAAUAAGGAAUAAGGG